This is a messenger RNA of Rhododendron vialii, 1460 nucleotides long. RefSeq lists its product as uncharacterized. The transcript has 3 exons. The record is from RefSeq and is a predicted model, not a curated record. NCBI's taxonomy places the organism in Eukaryota, Viridiplantae, Streptophyta, Magnoliopsida, Ericales, Ericaceae. Bases 456 to 1319 code for a protein of 287 amino acids.
GAUCUCUUCACAGACUGUCAAUCCAGAGUUAUUAAAACGUACUACAGGAAUCAGGAUCGUAAUUUUAUAACAUAUGGGGGCAUUUUGUUGUUUCUCAAAGGGAAGUACUGUAACUCUUUGUCAUUGGGCCCUGGCCUAAUUAAAGAGAUAGAUUUGCUCUCUCUCUCUCUCUCUCUCUCUCUCUUCAACCUAUCUAGCUUAACUAGUUGGGUGAGAGACACCUCCGUCCAUUGAGCUGUCUGUACAAUUAUGGAAAUGAAAGAUGCUGAGAUAUACCUGGUUUUCUCCAAUCAAUUUAUGGAUUGUUGUUAAUUACUACUAGCCGCAGUAGUAGUGAGAUCAUCACAUCAGAUGAUGACCAGCAGCUGCUCAUGGCUGCAAAAGCAUUAAUCGCAUGAGGAGGAGGGUGGAAGUGGGGGCACAUUCCCAAUGACACUCGGAACAAGUAUAUAUAAAUGGCGGCCGUCUGGGCCUUUCUUCUUUCCCCGGGCAUGGGAACAAGAAUCCAGCAUGCCAUGAAUGCAUUAGCUACAACCCCAAGCAGUAAUAGUUUCUCUGUGAGUAAAAUUGAUGUUUGGGACUAUUUCCGAAGUAAAGCACUGAAGGAGUACCUAGAAAGUAGUGUUGCUAACAGCAAAUUUAAGGAAUCGAUGGCUAGGAGGAGGAUAGAACAACAGAAGUUAGAAUCCAUUAAGAUGACAAUGCUAACGCACGAAGAUAUUUUCAAACACCAGGUGAGAGAACUCCACAGGCUGUACAAUAUACAAAGGGUGCUGAUGGUUGAGAUGAGAAAUCAGGAGACUACUAAACAAGAAGAUAAGUUUUGGGUUGUUCCAAUGCCUACAACUGGAUCAGAUCAUACAAGCAAUUACUCUUACUUCUUCAAUCGGCAUCAACCAACAACUGCUCCAUGCAAUCAAAAAAUCCAUGUUCAAAGUGUGCUAAUAGAAAAUAAUCUGAGCACACGUGAAAGAAGUGGUAGCUGCUCUGGAGAUCAAGAUCAGACCCUUACUAGAAUGCCAAAAUUGGGCUUUGAUCUUGAGAGGCAACCUGUCAUUGAAGAACACCAAACAGGGCCUAGUUCUUACGCAGCAAUGACAAAUUAUCAAACUGGGAAAGGUAGAUCAUCAGAAGAGAGUGAUGUUGAGUUGACCUUGAGUAUUGGAGGAGGCUGCAAAAGGGAAAAGAAGUCGAUGAUCACAUCAGAGAUAGGAGACGCAUGUGGUGGGUCCAACACUGCUGUGGGAAGUUCUAGUGCAUCAACAAUUGAUCCGCAAAAUAAGUGGCUUUUCCAAGGUUUAAGCUUGAAUAGAACAUAAGCCCUUUAGUUUGGUCACAAGCCUAUUUGUAUCAUUUGAACUCCAUAACUAGGCAUUACUAUAAUUUUGACACCUUUGAUGUAUGGAGAAUAACUACUGAUGGACAUUGUUUAUAAAUGCAUAAAUUCUAGUAUUUCAUAA